UCAACUGACAGUUGUCAAUGUAGGAUUUCCAAAUUCCAAUUACAAUAUUCCACUUGGCUGUAUCAUUUUUUAAUUAAAAAUAAUAAUUAGAUAUAGUAACGUGUCAAUUAUAACUUAAAUUAAACAUAUCGCGUAAUGCGUAAAAUGGUAAAGCAUAGAAAGCCCAGCUCGCUAAGUAAACAUAGUAGCAACAUAGAAACAAGUGGAUCCAGUACUUCAGAAAGUCAGCCGCGAACCCGAUCAUAUAAAUAUGUAUCCGUAUGGAAAACUACGUUAGGUGUAAUAUGUUUAUCAGUAGCUGUGUACAUUGGUACCCUGGGGUACCUGGAAACCCGGGUGAAUACUCCCUUUGACGGCGAAAAGGCAGUGAAAGAAUCAGGAUUAGACGUUCCUGAUCGUUUUUGGGGAAGUUAUAGACCGGGAGUGUAUUUUGGUUUGAAGAGCCGUGAACCAAAAUCACCUGUGUUUGGUAUGAUGUGGUAUGAGUUGGGUACUGCUGUACAAAAGGGUAUCAGACACUGGUGUGAACAAAAUGAUAAUUUACCAAGUUACGGCUGGAUAAGACAUGACGGUUUCACCUUUGGGGAGCAAAUAAUUUCUGAUCCACCUCAUAAUAUCGUGACCAGCUUUGUAAAAACGCCAGGCGGAGAGCAUGGUGGACAUUGGACCGCAAGAAUUAAUAUAACAUCUGUGAAUAAGGCCAAUGAAGCAUUUAUGUUAAUUUGGUAUGGGGCAUUGGAUGAGUCGCAAGGGUUUGGUCCACAGUCACGAAUGUGGGGCGAAAAGGGUGCAAUAGUGGGCUACACACCAUCGUUCGGCAAUUUUAGAGUCCACUUAAUACCACAUCAAGGAAAGCUCAUACACACAUCAUUCACUGAUGCCUAUUCACCAGGGCUACAUCUCUUAAAGGAGAAAUAUUAUUCUCUAUUGAAGGUAGAGAAACAUCCAUUUGGCCGUUUAGCUGUUCUCGGACCUGAUAAUGAACUUACUUCUACGAAUAAAGAUGUGAACUUCGUGCCAGUACAAAUGUUGGUAGAAACUCCAUUUGUGCUAGACGUUGUGUAUACCACGGAGGACCUAUCAGGACCACCUCUGAAAGGGGAGGAGUACACCAAGGUGUUGGAACAGAAGAAGACGGCUUUUGAUGCACGAUUUGAAGAGGAGUUUAAAUUGAAAGACAAAGGUUAUUCCGAUGCGGAUAUAGCCAUUGCUAAGGCGGCCAUGUCGAACAUGGUUGGUGGUAUUGGUUAUUUCGAUGGUACCAGCAGAGUGCAGUCACAAUACACACGCGAACCAGUGCCUUAUUGGAAGGCGGCCUUGUAUACCGGAGUACCGAGUAGGUCAUUCUUCCCUCGAGGUUUCCUUUGGGAUGAGGGUUUCCACGGUCUACUUGUAGGUCGCUGGUCUCCAGAUAUUCAGAUGGACAUCGCCGCUCAUUGGUUGGAUCUUAUCAAUGUCGAGGGCUGGAUACCUCGUGAGCAGAUAUUGGGACCGGAAUCUUUGGCACGAGUGCCUAAAGAGUUCGUAGUGCAAAGCAACGCGGCGGCCAACCCGCCUAUGUUGCUGAUACAGAUCGCAAAUAUGGUCCAACGUCGGCCUAAUCUCUUCCAACAUGAUUCCAAGCUUCGGCGAAUGUUGGAAAGAAUGUUUCCAAGACUUCAGGCAUGGUACAACUGGUUCCUUAAUAGUCAAAAAGGCAUCGAACCCACGUCCUACAGAUGGAGAGGAAGGGAAGAUGACGGGAUUCAGCUAAACCCUAAAACAUUGACUUCAGGUCUUGAUGACUAUCCAAGAGCCUCCCAUCCCUCGGAAAUCGAGAGACACGUCGAUCUCCGUUGUUGGAUGUUUGCCGCAGCCGACGCCAUGACAGUUAUCGCCUUUGCACUACAAAGGGAUACUUCUAAAUUUGAAGCGAUUCGUGAACAACUUGGCGAUGAAAAAUUAUUAAAUAAGCUGCAUUGGGCGUCUCAUUCAAAUUCAUAUGCUGAUUAUGGUUUGCAUACAGAUGGUGUGAAGUUAGUUCGUCAAGCGUCUAAAUCUCCUGGAGAAGGAUUGAAAGUGGUACGCUCCGUCACAAGUCCACCUCAGCCCAGGCUGGUAGCGUCGGCUUUUGGUUACAUAUCACUAUUCCCAAUGUUACUGAAAGUGUUGAGUCCGAAAAGCGAUAAUUUGGGGAAAAUCCUUGCUGUUUUGGACAAGCCGAGUCUACUAUGGUCACCAUAUGGCCUAAGGUCCCUAUCAAAAUCCGCUCCAUUGUACAUGAAACGUAACACGGAACACGAUCCUCCAUACUGGAGAGGUCAAGUCUGGAUAAAUAUAAAUUAUUUGGCCUUAUCCGCACUGAAACAUUAUGCGAGUGUGGAAGGACCUCACGCCAGUAGAGCGGAAGAGCUUCAUACGAAACUGAAAUCUAAUGUCGUUGGUAACAUAAUAUCGCAAUACAAAAAGACGGGAUACUUCUGGGAGCAGUAUUCGGACCAAGAUGGCCGCGGUUCCGGAUGUAAACCGUUCACCGGAUGGACCGCACUCUUUGUUUUAAUGAUGGCUGACGAAUAUUAGAGCUAAAUUUUUGAGAUAUAUCGGCCUGGCAAAUUUUACUUCCACUGACAGCUGCUCAAGUUCAUACAAUAUUGUUCUCUAUGUGUAAACGUGAAAUAAAUCGGUGACGCUACCUUUUUAGGUCUGGGCCUCAGAUUUCUGAAUCUGUUUCAUGAUUUGUCAAUCUAAUAGGUAAGUCGGUGAUCAGCCUUCUGUGCCUGACACACGCCGUCGACUUUUUGGGUUCCGGCCGGUUUCCUCACGAUGUUAUUCUUCAUACAGAAGUAGGAAGGCAUGCAAAAAGUGACUAAAGGGCCGUUCAAGUAUUACGUAAGCAGAUUAACAAAUUUAAAUUAAAUUAAAACUUGCCCUCGAACCGGGAAUCGAACCCGGUACCCGUCACCUAGCUGCCACUUAAUAAGACCGCUAGGCUAUGAGGCCCUUAAUAAUUUGUUUAACAGUUAAAAUCUGUUAAAUUAAGAUAGACUAAAAAUGGUUGUAAAGUCGGCUUACGGACGAAAGUUUAACGUGACAACGUUAUAACAAAACAUUGAUGAAAUGAUUGCAUACUUUUA
Molecule: messenger RNA, 3113 nt
Organism: Pieris napi
Lineage: Eukaryota; Metazoa; Arthropoda; Insecta; Lepidoptera; Pieridae
Gene: GCS1
Product: mannosyl-oligosaccharide glucosidase
Exons: 16
Coding region: 136-2559 (807 amino acids)
Biological process (GO): protein N-linked glycosylation; oligosaccharide metabolic process
Cellular component (GO): endoplasmic reticulum membrane
Molecular function (GO): Glc3Man9GlcNAc2 oligosaccharide glucosidase activity
Source: RefSeq, a predicted model, not a curated record